This is a messenger RNA of Diachasma alloeum, 513 nucleotides long. RefSeq lists its product as uncharacterized. NCBI's taxonomy places the organism in Eukaryota, Metazoa, Arthropoda, Insecta, Hymenoptera, Braconidae. Bases 1 to 513 code for a protein of 170 amino acids. Gene Ontology annotation, molecular function: zinc ion binding; nucleic acid binding. The transcript has a single exon. The record is from RefSeq and is a predicted model, not a curated record.
AUGCAGGAGGAAGCAACGAGAAAACAAUUUGUGUGGGAAAAAUCAGGGAUUAGGGCCGCAAAUGUGGCUAAGAAAGCAGAGGGCACUCGAUGCUUCAAGUGUGGGGCAAAUAGGCAUAUAGGCAAAGAAUGUCCAAAAUAUGGUAAAAUCGUCUGCUACAAGUGUCAAACUUAUGGGGACCACGUAGCAGCAGAAUACCCAAACGAGGCAUCUGGCUCAACGAUUAAGAAGCACAGAGGAAAUUAUGGAAUGGAGUCGAGGUAUGGUAAUACGCUUCAAUCUUCAAGACGAGGUUUAAGAUCAAAAGGUGGCAUCAAAAGGUAUAUGAGUGGAGGAAACACAAGUAAUCCUAAGAGAGACAAAUAUGAUGGGUUCAAGGGGCAAAACAGAAUGAAUUACAGAGGAGUUAAGAAUGGGAAUCAAUACAAGGGAAAUUCAACAAGCCAAAACAAGAAAGGAAAUAAUCAUUCCUCAGGAAAUACAUCCGAGAGAAACAAGGGUCACAAAAAUUAA